Myotis lucifugus (little brown bat) is the source of this 622-nucleotide messenger RNA. It is a transcript of the gene PRH2, whose product is annotated as proline rich protein HaeIII subfamily 2. Bases 266 to 583 code for a protein of 105 amino acids. NCBI's taxonomy places the organism in Eukaryota, Metazoa, Chordata, Mammalia, Chiroptera, Vespertilionidae. The record is from RefSeq and is a predicted model, not a curated record. The transcript is spliced from 5 exons.
GUAAAGGCCCAGAGGAUGUGCUUAACUGGUAUUUUAUUACCCAGGUUUGACAGGAGCAGGAGUCAUCUCUGGAGAGUGGAGUGAUAUUCACGUCACUGUCACUUGACUCUUCUUCGCAGCCUAGGAACUAAGAUUCACUGUGGCCACUCAACAGGUACUGAUACUGAAAACUCACCAGAAGGCCCUCAAAACCAAGAGGAAGAAACCCAACCAUUAGAAGACCAUAAAAUUGUUGAAGAACCCCCAGAGGGAUCGCGAGAAGAACAUGGAGGUCAGCGUGAAAAAAGAGACCAUGGUCACCAUCAUGGGCCUCAAAGCCAGAAUGUCCAGGGAGACCAGGAAAACUCACGUAGCCAAGGUGGAAGAGGAGGUGGAAGAGAAGGCCGAGGUGGUCAAGGUGGCCAGAGAGGCCAAGAUGGCCAGGGUAGCCGAGGUGGCAGAGGUGACCAGGGUGGCACUGGUGGCCAGGGUGAUCAGCGUGGAAGAGGUGGCCAGGGUAGUCAACGUGGUGGUCAGUGACAAAGAAAACCAACUAGAGAUGGCUUCCAGUGAUUCCCUAGAAUUGAUAGAGAUCGACUGGUGAACAUGGACUUUUCAGUGGUGUAAACAUGGCCUUUUCUUU